Molecule: messenger RNA, 1561 nt
Organism: Dipodomys ordii (Ord's kangaroo rat)
Lineage: Eukaryota; Metazoa; Chordata; Mammalia; Rodentia; Heteromyidae
Gene: Rgn
Product: regucalcin
Exons: 7
Coding region: 295-1194 (299 amino acids)
Biological process (GO): L-ascorbic acid biosynthetic process
Molecular function (GO): enzyme regulator activity; calcium ion binding; gluconolactonase activity
Source: RefSeq, a predicted model, not a curated record
GGCCUCCCCGCCCCUCCCCCUCCGUGGAAAGCAAAGGCCCUGGCAACAGCUGACACCCGAUCUGCCCAGUCUCUCAACCCGGGGCAGCCAGAAGGAAAUCCACUGCCCUGUGGCUACCGGGACAACAAGGCCUACAGCAGCCCGGCCCUGCAUCAGGAACAAGGAGGGCUCAGCCUGUAACUUCAAGUGAGACGCCAUCGCCAUCUUUGUAGCAGUAACCUGAAGCUGCAGUAGUGCUUCCAGAUUGUGCGAAGACACUCCCCCCCACGGCCACAGUAGGUCUCUCCUGUGACAAUGUCUUCCAUUAAGAUCGAGUGUGUUUUGCGAGAGAAUUGUCGUUGCGGAGAGUCACCAGUAUGGGAUGAAGCAUCCAACUCUCUGCUUUUUGUGGACAUCCCUGCAAGAAAGGUUUGCCGGUGGGAUUCACUUACCAAGCAAGUGCAGCAAAUGAGUGUGGAUGCCCCAGUCAGCUCCGUGGCCCUUCGCCAAUCAGGAGGCUAUGUUGCCACCAUUGGAACAAAGUUCUGUGCUUUGAACUGGAAAGAUCAAUCAGUAGUUGUCCUGGCCACUGUGGACAAAGACAAGAAAAACAAUCGAUUCAAUGAUGGAAAGGUUGAUCCUGCUGGGAGAUACUUUGCAGGCACCAUGGCUGAGGAAACAGCCCCAGCAGUUCUUGAGCGACACCAAGGAUCCCUGUACUCCCUCUUUCCUGACCACCAAGUGAAGAAGUACUUUGACCAGGUGGACAUCUCCAAUGGCUUGGAUUGGUCCUUAGACCACAAAAUCUUUUAUUACAUCGACAGUCUGUCCUACUCGGUGGAUGCCUUCGACUACAACCUGCAGACAGGAGAGAUCUCUAACCGCAGAAGUGUUUACAAGCUGGAGAAAGAUGAACAUAUCCCAGAUGGAAUGUGUAUGGAUACUGAGGGGAAACUUUGGGUGGCCUGUUACAAUGGAGGAAGAGUGAUUCGUCUAGAUCCAGCUACAGGAAAAAGGAUACAAACUGUGAAGUUGCCUGUUGAGAAGACAACUUCAUGCUGUUUUGGAGGAAAGGACUACUCGGAAAUGUAUGUGACCAGUGCCCGGGAUGGUCUGGAUGCUGAGGGGCUUCUGAAGCAGCCGGAAGCUGGUGGAAUUUUCAAGGUAACUGGCCUUGGGGUUAAAGGAAUUGCUCCCUGUCCAUAUUCAGGGUGAGCAAUAUUGAAGACCACCGAAAAAUUCAGGAAAUAAAUUCGUGGAAAUUUAGUCUAGUUUUUAAAUGAAACAAUCACAUUAUUAACAGUGCUAAGUUUUCAUUUACAAUGGGAGGAAAGGUGAGGAUUGAAUUUAGAGCUUUGUGUAUUCUAAGCCCCUGUUCUAGCAAUCAGCUGCAUCCCCAGCCCAUUACUAAAAGGUUUCUGAUAGGUUGAACAUUUUGAACAGGGUCUGGCAAAUGAUUUUGAUUUCAUACUCAAAGGCCUUCCUGAAAAUCACCAUAGAAAUGUAGCAUUCCACUCUCAACCAACUUGUUGAUUGUUUGCAAAUUGCUCAAGGACUACAUCUGUUCUUUUUUUUGCUAGCC